Molecule: messenger RNA, 1521 nt
Organism: Condylostylus longicornis
Lineage: Eukaryota; Metazoa; Arthropoda; Insecta; Diptera; Dolichopodidae
Product: tektin-3-like
Exons: 4
Coding region: 1-1521 (506 amino acids)
Biological process (GO): cilium assembly; cilium movement involved in cell motility
Cellular component (GO): nucleus; microtubule cytoskeleton
Source: RefSeq, a predicted model, not a curated record
AUGGUUGUAGAAAAACAAAACACAAUAUACUCUCAGCUACAACCGUGGAGUUCCGCCUUUGCACCUCCAUGUGUUGAACCGGUUUCAGGUCCAUCUGUACCAAAAAGAGUCGGAAUUUCUUAUCAGACUACAAAACCACAUCCAUGGCGACCAACUCUUACAUAUGAAUUACUUGAACCAAAUCAUUUACCAGAACAGUCAAUAACAAAUAGCCUUGUAAAUACAUGUUUUAUGCCAACAGGAAUGCUAACAGAACCAAUAUUAUUUCCAAAUUUUGUAACAGGAUUUGAAAGAAAUCCGCAAAAUGCAGCCCGGGCGGCCUUAUAUACGAGAUAUACACAAAGUGAAUGGUCACAAAAUACUGCAUCACUUUAUUCGGCAUCUAAUUCGAAUCGAAACAAUUCAGAACGCUUACGAAACCAGUGCAUUAAAUUAAUGACGGAAUGUGAUGAGAAAUGUGCAGGUGGACAAAGGGAUUCAAGUCGUCGUCUCGGUGAACGUAUUACAGAUGUAACUUUUUGGAGAAAUGAACUAAAUUCUGAGUUAGAAAAAUUAAUGGCAGAAAUAAAUACUUUUUCAAAUGUAAAACAACAAGUCGUUAAAGCAAUACAAGAUUUAGAAACCCCAUUACAUAUAGCUCAAGAAUGUUUAUAUCAUCGUGAAACUCGUAAAGGACAAGAGAAAGUUCAUGAUGAUGCUGAAAAAGCUUUACUUUUAGAAAUUGAUAACAUAAGAAAUCAACAAUCAAAAUUAGAGUCUCUUUAUUCACAAAUUAAGAAACAACUUCAAAAUUGUAGAGCAGCACAAUUCGCUCUUGAAGAAGACAUUACGCGAAAGGAUUCAGCAUUAGGUAUUGAUUCAACAUGCCAUCAGUUAAAUGAUUUCAGUCGUGGUAUUAAUUAUUAUGGUGGCAUCGAAAAAUAUGAUCCAAAUAUUACAAAUACUGAAUCAUGGUCAAUUUCAUGUGGACAACGUGUGCAUAGCUCUCAACAGGAACGUAGUAAAACAACACAAUUAAGAACUGAUAUUGAACAAAUUAUUAAUUCUGUAGCUAAUUCAAUUUGGGAUCAUUGGGCAAAUACAAAUAUUGCUUUAUCACGUAGAGGACAAGAAAUUGAAAAUGCAAAAAAUCAAAUAUUAGAUCAUUUGCACAAAGUUCAAAAAGAAAUUUUCGAUUUACAAAAAUAUAUAGACCUAAUAUUAAAAACUAUACAAAAUAAAUCGGUUGGAUUAAUGGUAGCUCAAACACGUCUAGAAGCGAGAUCACAUCGUGAAGGUAAUGAAUUAUGUAAAGAUGGAGCACAAAUUAGAUUAGUAGAUGAAGUAAAAGAUACUCAAGAAUCAGUUACUAAAUUAGAUAAAUUUUUACAAGAAUCUGAAGCUCAACUUCAGGAGCUAUUAAAAACAAGAAAUAAUUUAGAAAGUAGUUUAGCAGCCAAAGUGAAUGCAUUAUUUAUUGAUCGUGAGAAAUGUUUAGGUAUGAGAAAAUCUUUUCCAAUGAAUAUUUUAAUAAAAUAUUAA